Patiria miniata (bat star) is the source of this 1959-nucleotide messenger RNA. It is a transcript of the gene atg16l1, whose product is annotated as autophagy-related protein 16-1-like. The coding region runs from base 38 to 1741 and encodes 567 amino acids. The transcript has 14 exons. Gene Ontology annotation, cellular component: autophagosome membrane. The record is from RefSeq and is a predicted model, not a curated record. NCBI's taxonomy places the organism in Eukaryota, Metazoa, Echinodermata, Asteroidea, Valvatida, Asterinidae. Gene Ontology annotation, molecular function: protein binding. Gene Ontology annotation, biological process: autophagosome assembly.
UGACAGGGAACAAAAUCCCUUUCAUUUUGCAUUCAACAUGGCGACUUCCAUGGAACCCUCCUUCAGCGUUUGGAAAGCACUCGUUUUAAAACGAUUACAGACUCGAAAUGAGCUGGAAUCCGGGAAUUUCAAGGCACUACUGGAAACACAUAAUAAACUGUUCAAUAAUCUCGACUCGGUGCGGGCACAGAAUCUACAGCUUCAGAUCCAGGUGGAAAAACUCAGGCAGGAAAAUUCCGAGCUGCAGAUCAAAGCGCAGUCAGGGAUAGGUAGUACUGGUGGAACCAAAGGAGAAAAAACUCAGGCCCUGGAACAAAAACUGUUCAGGCUUCAAGAAGAGUUAACGGAUAUGCAUCGCAAGAAAGGAGAGAAUGCACAGCAACUCAUAGACCUCAGCGCCCAGCUCCAGGAGAAAGAUAAGGAGUUACAACUCAAAGACACGAGACUGCUAGAGUCUGAUGUAAAGAUCAGUGCUUAUGAGGACGAGUUGAAGAACUUAGAGAAAGCUCUGAUGGAAUUGCAGAAGACAAAUGAAACACUGAAGGACGAACAGGACGCACUACAGCUCCUCUACACCAAGACGGAGGACACGAUACGUCGUGUCCAGGAGGAGAAUGCCGACCUAGUCACGCGCUGGAUGCAGGAGAAGGCCCAGGAUGCCUUCCGGAUGAACCGAGAGAACGAGACCUGGCUCAAGAAGAAGCAGGAGGAGGUGCAGAAGAAACUGGUGGAGGCGGCCAAGGAUAUCCACGUGGAGCCUACCCACGGCAACCCUAAGUACCUUGAGAUGUCUUCGCCCGCCAACUCUGCAAUCUGCAUUUGUGCUGUGGUGCCGGACAGAGCCAUAUCCCAACUGGAUGCUCAUGAUGGGGAAGUCAAUGCUGUCCGGUUCUGUCCCUCCGGUCGGAUGUUUGCAUCAGCCGGAGCCGACCGCAAGCUCAAACUCUGGGAGUUAACAAGCUUAACAUCCUCGUGUCAGUCCAGGGGCAUUCUAAUGGGCAGCAACGCGGCCGUCAUGUGCAUUGACUUUGACCAACAGGAGCAGUUUGUUCUCGGCGCGUCCAACGAUUACGCCACGCGAGUCUGGGGGGCGCAGGACCACAGGUUACGUCACACGUUAACAGGUCACGGGGGUAAGGUGCUAGCAGCCAGGUUCUUAGGCGAUUCCAACAAGGUGGUCUCUGGCAGCCACGACAGAACGCUGAAAAUCUGGGAUCUUAGGAGUCGGGCUUGUACGAAAACCAUUUUCGCUGGGUCAAGUUGCAAUGAUCUCGUCACCAGCGACGGAAGGGGGACGAAUAUCAUCAGCGGCCACUUCGACAGAAAGAUACGUUUCUGGGACACAAGGUCGGGCGACGCCAGGGCUAACGAGUUUGAGCUCUCCGGUAAGAUCACAUCGUUGGAACUGAGCACCGACCGGCAAUACUUGCUGUCCUGCUCCAAGGACGACGCGCUCAAGCUCAUCGAUGUCCGGAUGAACAAAGUAGUCGGCACGUUCUGUGCGGAGGGUUUCAAAGUAUUCUUGGAGUACACGAGGGCAGCGCUCAGCCCGGACGGGGUGUACGCAGCGUGCGGGUCUCAGGACGGCUCCAUCUACGUGUGGAAUAUGCAAACCAUGAAACUAGAGAAGACUCUCAAGGAACAUAGUGCGCCUGUAAUAGCGGUAACCUGGCACCCAAACGGCACGAAGAUGCUGAGCUGUGACCGCAACAAGAAAGUCAUCAUGUGGGCUGACUUCUGAAGGGGAAUGGCAGCCUGAACUGUCUGGUCACCAGGCUAGGCAAGAUGAUUUUUUUUAAACGGCACAGAACAGAAAAUGAAGACUAUAAUUAAAAGGUAGCGUCCAUUUGUAAUUUGUGCAUUUUGUUCAUUUGAAGCAACAAAAGUGCUCAAAAUCUAAAGAAGGGUGCUGAACAACUUACCUGAUGAAGUUUCAGCUCAGCUUCAGCUGUAUAUUCC